GCUUGGUUGGUGUUUGGGCGUCGAUAUUUUUUUUUGUCUGUUGCGGCCGCUAAUGAUGAUUAUUGUGCCGAACUGGCAAUUUGCAUUCGAGGGAAAAGACAGCCAGUUUUUUUUACUUGUCAUUUUUGUUGUGUAACAAUUUUGUCGUUUUCUGGUUGCUUGAAAACAUUAUUCAUUCAUUUUUUGGCAAUCAAAAUCAAAAUCGUCAUCGACAACCACAAGAGAGGCCCGAAAAAUUAUCCUUAAAACGUACGCACCACAAUUAUUUUCGUCCAUCGAGAAUUUGAAAACUUAUUUAGUUAGACGACGACAAAUCCAGAUUUUCCAACCAUCAUCAUUGAGUUUUGAUCGUUGAUUUUUAUCUUUAAAGUCAAAGGAAAAGAUGUUUCAAAAUCGAAAUACAUUUGCAACAUUACCACGUACACAACGUGGUAUGCCAUUAGUAUUGGGUGGUGAUCCAAAAGGAAAAAAUUUCCUUUAUCCAAAUGGAAAUUCAAUUAUAAUUCGUAAUAUUGAUAAUCCAUCGAUUGCUGAUAUUUAUACUGAACAUUCAACAACAACAACAGUUGCAAAAUAUUCACCAAGUGGUUUUUAUAUAUGUUCGGCUGAUAUUGGUGGCCGUAUUCGUAUCUGGGAUACAACACAAUCAGAACAUAUACUUAAAAAUGAAUUUCAACCAUUUGCUGGUAAUAUUAAAGAUUUAGCUUGGUCACCGGAUUCACAACGUAUUGUUGUUGUUGGUGAAGGACGUGAACGUUUUGGUCAUGUUAUUAUGAUGGAAACCGGUACAUCAGUGGGUGAAAUUGCUGGCCAUUCAAAAACAAUUAAUUCAUGUGAUUUUCGUCCAGCACGUCCAUUUCGUAUUGUAACCGGUUCGGAAGAUAAUUUUGUCGGUAUUUAUGAAGGACCACCAUUUAAAUUUAAAACACAAUUAUCCGAUCAUAGUCGUUUUGUACAAAGUGUACGUUAUUCACCUGAUGGUCAAUUAUUUGCUACCGCUGGUUUUGAUGGAAAAAUGUUUCUUUAUAAUGCUAAUGAUUAUAGUAAAUUAGGUGAAUUUACUGUUGAUGAAGGAAAAAAACCAGCACAUGCUGGUGGUAUUUAUGCUAUUUCAUGGUCGAAUGAUGGUAAACAAAUUUUAAGUAGUUCAGGUGAUAAAACCUGUAAAAUUUGGGAUAUUUCAACAUUUACUGCCGUUACUGAAUUUCCAAUGGGUUCCGAUGUAUUGGAUCAACAGGUUAGCUGUUUAUGGCAAAAUAAUCAUCUAUUAUCAGUAUCAUUAUCUGGUUUUAUUAAUUAUUUGGAUAUAAAUAAUCCAUCAAAACCAUUACGUAUUGUAAAAGGUCAUAAUCGUACAAUAACUGCAUUAACACUCAAUACAGCUUCGGAUGAACAACAACGUCUUUAUACAGGUAGUUGUGAUGGUUAUAUAACACAUUGGAAUCCAAAAAAUGGUGAACAUGAUCGUAUUGUUGGUAAAACACAUUCAAAUCAAGUUAGCGGUCUAAUUUUUGAUGGUAAUAAUCGUAUUUAUAGUGCCGGUUUUGAUGAUAUUAUUCGUACAAUCGAUGCAAAUACUAAUGAAUUUAUUAGUGAAUUUAAAUUGGAUCAACAACCACAAGGAUUAACAUUAAGUAAUGAUAAACAAAUUCUUAUUAUUGCCUGUCAUUCACAAUUACAAAUAAGACGUUCAAAUGAUGGUGGUAUACUUUCCACCUUGCCUGCACCAUAUGAACCAUCAAGUAUUACUUGUAAUCAACAAAAUAAUGAUAUUGCUGUUGGUGGUAAUCGUGAUAGUAAAGUACAUGUUUAUCAAUUUGAUGGACAAAAAUUAAUUGAACGUUCAACAACAUUGGAUCAUCGUGCCGGUAUAACGGAUGUUUCUUAUUCACCUAAUGGUAAAUAUUUAGCUGCUUCGGAUCAAAAUCGUAAAAUUAUCUUAUAUAAUACGGAUAAUUAUCAGCCUGCACAUGAUUUAGAAUGGGGUUAUCAUACAGCACGUGUUAAUUGUUUAGCAUGGUCACCAGAUUCAUUAUUAUUAGCAUCGGGUAGUCUUGAUACUGGUAUUAUUAUAUGGGAUUGUUCGAAUCCAACCAAACAUUUUACGCUUAAAAAAGCACAUCCACAAAGUCAAGUAACACAAAUUGUAUGGCUUAAUCAAUCGACUAUUAUUUCGACUGGUCAUGAUGGUACCAUAAAAACCUGGGAAAUUAAAUUACCAUAAACAAAAAACUGAUGACCAUCAACCAA
This is a messenger RNA of Dermatophagoides pteronyssinus (European house dust mite), 2250 nucleotides long. It is a transcript of the gene flr, whose product is annotated as actin-interacting protein 1 flr. Gene Ontology annotation, biological process: locomotion; actin filament depolymerization; sarcomere organization. Gene Ontology annotation, cellular component: cortical actin cytoskeleton. The record is from RefSeq and is a predicted model, not a curated record. Gene Ontology annotation, molecular function: actin filament binding. Lineage: Eukaryota; Metazoa; Arthropoda; Arachnida; Sarcoptiformes; Pyroglyphidae.